Didymodactylos carnosus is the source of this 3093-nucleotide messenger RNA. The record is from the annotation of a GenBank genome assembly. Lineage: Eukaryota; Metazoa; Rotifera; Eurotatoria; Philodinida; Philodinidae.
AUGACGAAUUGCAGUCCUCGCGCACCUCGAGUACUUUCCAUUCAGAGUCACGUUGUUCAUGGUUAUGUUGGAAAUAAAUGCGCUACAUUCAUUUUACAACUAUAUGGCUUUGAGGUUGACCUCAUCAAUUCCGUUCAGUUUUCGAAUCAUACAGCUUACAAAGUCGUUAAAGGUUCACGUUUGAGCGUCGAUGAGUUACGGGAAAUAUUUCAGGGUUUAAUUGACAAUGAUCUGUUGGACUAUGAUUAUAUUCUCACUGGUUACAUGAGUGCAGGCGAAUUACUUCGUACGGUUGCUGAUUACAUUCGACUCAUAAAACAAAAAAAUCCUAAGGUCAAGUACGUGUGUGAUCCUGUUAUCGGUGAUGGCGGAAAAUUGUAUGUUGAUCGAUCUUGUAUUGAUGCAUAUAAAAACAAUUUGUUACCACUCGCAGAUAUUGUAACCCCAAACGACUUUGAAUUUGAACAACUGAUUGAUUCGAAAAUUAAUUACGCCAAUGACACCGAUGUCAUAGAAUCAAUGAAACGUUUACAUAAAAUGGGACCGUCUCAGAUUGUUAUGUCAAAGACAAAUUAUUCAAUGUUUCGUAUUGAAUUUCCAAAAAUACCAUUUUAUUUUACAGGAACUGGCGAUACAUUUUCCGCAUUGCUGUUAGCGUGGAUUCACAAACAAAAUGAGCUUAACGUUGCAUGUGAGAAAACAAUAUCAGUCAUUUAUAAGAUUUUGCUGAGAACUUCAGAAUCGUCAGGCUCAGAAAAAAAAGCAGAAGCCGGAAUGUGUUCGAACGAAUUGUGUUUAAUACAAAGCAAGAAAGAUAUUGAAGACGCAGAAACGUUAUUUUUUGCAAAAACAACUGAGACCAUAUUAUUUCGUUUUUGGAGUGAAAUGAACGCGUUUGAAACAGAACUUGGUGUUCAGCCAGAGCUGGCUAAAGCGGUCGAUGAUAUGGGAUGGCUUUUACCAACAGACGUUCAAUCAGAAGCAAUUCCGAUGAUUUUGGGUGGUGGUGAUGUGCUAAUGGCUGCAGAAACUGGUAGUGGGAAGACUGGCGCAUUUUGUUUACCUAUUUUACAAGUCGUUCAUGAAACACUGAGAGAUAUCCAAGAAGGAAAUAUGGGUCCAAAAUCAAGUAGAAAAGGUGUUGGAGAUGUAUCCAAAGCUGUGUUAUUGAAUUUUCAUGAUCGUACUCAAAAUAUGUCUAUUGAUACUGAUGGAUUACUUUGUCAAAGUCGAGAUCAAAAAAUAUGGGGUGGUGCACGAUCGAAUAAAGGAGUCAAAGGAAAAGGAAAAUAUUAUUUCGAAAUGACACAAACGGAAGCAAAUGGAAUUGCCCGAGUCGGUUGGUCAACAUCUAAUGCUCUACUAGAUCUUGGUACAGAUGAUCAAGGAUUCGGUUAUGGUGGCACUGGGAAAAAAGCAUAUGCAAAACAGUUUGACGAUUAUGGCGAAACUUUUGGUGUCAAUGAUGUGAUUGGAUGUUUACUUGAUCUAGAUACAAUGAGAAUAAGAUACUAUAAAAAUGGAAAAGAUCUUGGUCACGCCUUUGAUAUCAGACGACAAUUACAUGAAAAUGUAUUUUUUGCACAUAUUUGUAUCAAAAGUUGUGAUGUCCGGAUGAAUUUUGGCGGAAGUUCAUUCAAAUCAUUACCGAAUGACUGUGUUUCGAUUGAAAAUGCUCCUAAAGAUUGUUUAGUCGAUUCAGCUACGCGUGGUGCUUCCACCGCUCCACUUAAGUCUCGACCACCAAAUGCUCCACUUGCAAUUAUACUUGAACCAUCAAGAGAAUUAGCCGAGCAAACACUAGGACAACUGCAAAAAUUUCAAGUAUAUCUGGAAAACCCAAAAUUACGACAUUUACUAAUUAUUGGUGGCGUAGCUGUUGGUCAACAAACACGUGUGCUUCGUGAGGGUAUCGAUAUAAUUGUUGCUACUCCGGGUCGUCUCGAAGAAUUAAUUGGUAGUGGUGAAAUUAAUUUGACACAAAUGCGAUUUUUUGUACUUGAUGAAGCUGACGGUCUUCUAGCACAAAAUUACAAAAAUUUAAUCCUGAAUUUACAUAAACAAAUACCAAAUGUCACUGCUGAUGGUAAACGUUUACAAAUGAUUGUCUGUUCUGCAACAUUACAUAAUUUUGAAGUGAAAAAAUUAGCCGAUCAAAUUAUGCACUUUCCGACAUGGGUCGAUUUAAAAGGACAAGAUACCGUUCCUGAAACUAUUCAUCACGUAGUCUGCAUUGUCGAUCCAAAGAAAGAUACACGUUGGCGAAAUCUUAGACACCAUAUUAAAACAGACGAGGUGCAUGCUGCUGAUGAGCUUAAUUUCAAUAAAACUUUGUCUGAAGCGGUCAAACUUCUAAAAGGCGAAUAUUGUGUACAAGCUAUUAAUAAAUUUAAAAUGGAUAAAGCACUUAUUUUUUGUCGAACAAAAAUAGAUUGUGAUAAUCUUGAACAUUAUUUUAUUAAACUUGGUGGCGGACCAAAAGUUCAAAAUCAUCAAUUUUCUUGCGUAUGUUUACAUGCCGAUAGAGCGCCAGAUGAACGAAAACAAAAUUUGGAAAAAUUUAAAAACAAUCAGACACGUUUAUUAAUUUGCACCGAUGUGGCUGCGCGUGGAAUUGAUGUUAGCGGUUUACCAUUUGUAAUUAAUUAUACAUUACCCGAUGAAAAAGAAAAUUAUAUACAUCGAAUUGGACGUGUUGGCAGAGCUGAUAGAAUGGGUUUGGCAAUAAGUUUAGCUAGUGUUGUCAAAGAAAAAGUUUGGUAUCAUACAUGUAAAGGGAAAAAUUGUCGCGAUACACGUUUAAGAGAACAAGGUGGUUGUUGUAUGUGGUAUGAUGAAAUGCAAUAUUUAUCUGAUAUUGAAGAACAUUUGGGCGUUACUGUAUCUCAAGUUGAUCAAAAAUUGGAUAUACCAGUUGAUGAAUUUGAUGGCAAAGUAACAUACGGUCAAAAACGAAAACAACAAGUAUCAGCAUCUAAAGAUCAUAUUGAUACGUUGGCACCAGCUGUCCAAGAAUUGGUUCAAUUAGAAAAACGUGUUCAAACAUCGUAUUUAACAUUGAGAAAUAAUAAAAAUCUUCUUAGUGCAAAAUGA